CCUGUGAACAUUGUUCUAAGACAUUUUCUGACACUUAUUGUUUAAUGAGACACCUCAGUAUGCAUACUGGAGAUAAACCAUAUUCCUGUAAACAUUGUUCAAAGACAUUUUCCCAAACUUCACAUUUAAAGAGACAUCUUAGAACCCAUACUGGAGAGAAACCGUAUUCCUGUGAACAUUGUUCAAAGGCAUUUUCCGACACUUCACAUUUAAUGAGACAUCUGAAAACCCAUACUGGUGAGAAACCGUAUUCCUGUCAACAUUGUUCAAAGGCAUUUUCCCAAACUUCAAAUUUAAUGAGACACCUGAAAACCCAUGAUGGAGAGAAACCAUAUUCCUGUGAACAUUGUUCAAAGGCAUUUUCCGACACUUCAGUUUUAAAGAGACAUCUGAGAAUCCAUGUUGGCGAGAAACCGUAUUCCUGUGAAUAUUGUUUUAAGACGUUUUCUUUCACUUCACAUUUAAUGAGACAUCUGAGAACCCAUACUGGCGAGAAACCAUAUUCCUGUGAACGUUGUUCAAAGACAUUUUCCGACCCUUCACAUUUAUUGAGACAUCUGAGAACCCAUACUGGUGAGAAACCAUAUUCCUGUGAACAGUGUUCAAAGGCAUUUUCCCAAUCUUCCAUUUUAAUGACACAUCUGCGCACCCAUACUGGCGAGAAACCGCAUUCCUGUGACCAUUGCUCAAAGGGAUUUUCCACGCCUUCCGAUUUAAAGAAACAUCUGAGAACCCAUACCGGCGAGAAACCGUAUUCCUGUGAACAUUGUUCAAAGGCAUUUUACAGCACUUCAAAUUUAAAGAAACAUCUGAGAAUCCAUAAUGGCGAGAAACCGUAUUCCUGUGAAUAUUGUUUUAAGGCGUUUUCUUUCACUUCACAUUUAAUGAGACAUCUGAAAACCCAUACUGGCGAGAAACCAUAUUCCUGUGAACGUUGUUCAAAGACAUUUUCUGAGAAUUCACAUUUAAUGAGACAUCUGAGAACCCAUACUGGCGAGAAACCAUAUUCCUGUGAACGUUGUUCAAAGACAUUUUCCGACCCUUCACAUUUAUUUAGACAUCUGAGAACCCAUACUGGCGAGAAACCAUAUUCCUGUGAACAGUGUUCAAAGGUAUUUUCCCAAACUUCACAUGUCGAGAGACAUCUGGGAACCCAUACUGGAGAUUUAAAGAGACAUGCUGGCGAGAAACUGCAUUCCUGUGAACAUUGCUCAAAGCCAUUUUCCAACACUUCAGAUUUAAUGAAACAUCAGAGAGCCCAUACUGUCGAAAAAACUCAUUUCUGUGAUCAAUAAUCUAAUAUUUUUUCCGUUGCUUGAUAUUUAAAUAUACAUAUGAGGCAGUGAGAAGCAAAGGGAUGUAAGUGGCAAAAUUAAUUAAAUUGGAGAUAACCAGUACACAUAGUUGGUGAACCUCUCCUCUCCCUUGGGGCAAGAGAUGGUGCUAGUGGCCCUGGUGGGAGCUGCUAUACAUCAGGAUUUGGAAAAAAAUUUCAAUAAAAGCCUACCUAGGACGUUAUCUGUAAACGCGUUUCACUCAAAACUGGAAAAUGUCAACUUACAUCCCUUUGCUUCUCACUCCCUAUGUGAAAAUCCUUACUGGAGAGAAAUUUUAUUUCUCUUAGGGUUAUUUAAAGCAAAUUUCCAGCUCGUCAUAUUUGGUGUACCAUACUGGCACAAAGCCACAUUUCUGUAAAGUUUGGUCAAAGGAAGGUUUGUAACUAGCAAACCUUAAAGUAUACUUGAGAAACCGUACUGGAGAAAAGUCAUUUUCCUUUGAAGUUGUUUCUAGUACUUUUUGUAACUUGUGCACCUGAAAGUAUUGUUGAAAAUAUAUACUAUAGAAAAGCUAUUUUCCGGUUUUGCUUUUCUAAGGAAUUUUCUGUACAAGGAAACCUAAUAAAGU
Messenger RNA from Uloborus diversus, 1905 nucleotides. Its product is annotated as zinc finger protein 271-like. Lineage: Eukaryota; Metazoa; Arthropoda; Arachnida; Araneae; Uloboridae. The coding region runs from base 45 to 1295 and encodes 416 amino acids. The transcript has a single exon. The record is from RefSeq and is a predicted model, not a curated record.